CCACUCCGCUUGGAGCAGCUUGUGUCCGCGUAGUGAAUUGUAUUGUGCUCAAGUGUGCUUCUUGAUCAGUGAAUUUUGGUUUCCGUUAACAUUGCGGUUUAAUUGUAAACAGGAAAACACUCGGUUUUCGCUUUGAAAUGUUACCAACCCCCGGUAUUUUGAAUAGCAGCUUGUUUCUAUGCUUUUUGUUACUGUAUUUCUUGCAAGUGGACUCCAUACACACCGAAGAGGGUUUGGAGCUCUUAUUUCGGGAAAGAUCACAAUCGGAUUGGGAAAAUGUCUGGCAUCAGGAGACACAUUCACGAUGUCGCGACAAAUUGAUACGUCAACUGUUCUGGGCCUGUGAGAAGGACAUUUAUCGACUGACAAGACGCAAUCGCAAACGUACGGACGAUGAAGCAAUGCAUAAAAGGAGCAAACCCAUCGCACGUACCUGGCUGAAAUUGGAUUAUGUGAACACGCUGUUGCGCACACGACGCGCCGAUGCGCCCUCGAUUACAAAUGAGUGUUGCACUAAGGUCGGCUGCACCUGGGAGGAAUAUGCCGAGUAUUGCCCCUCGAACAAGCGUCGCAAUCACUACUGAGAUGAGGAGGAGACCAAGGCGCGUGGCAAAGUGGGUUAAUGAAUAAGGAAAAAUGAGACUUAAGAUAUGCAACAUCAGGAAGAAUAGGUUCAACCCGAAUAAUGAAGAUGAUCAUAUACAUAUGUAUUUGGUUAAAACAAGCUAUUUUCAA
This is a messenger RNA of Bactrocera tryoni, 735 nucleotides long. RefSeq names its product probable insulin-like peptide 7 (gene Ilp7). The coding region runs from base 138 to 584 and encodes 148 amino acids. The record is from RefSeq and is a predicted model, not a curated record. The transcript is spliced from 3 exons. Lineage: Eukaryota; Metazoa; Arthropoda; Insecta; Diptera; Tephritidae.